Nematolebias whitei (Rio pearlfish) is the source of this 1128-nucleotide messenger RNA. Its product is annotated as prostaglandin E2 receptor EP1 subtype-like. The transcript is spliced from 2 exons. Gene Ontology annotation, biological process: adenylate cyclase-activating G protein-coupled receptor signaling pathway; inflammatory response; positive regulation of cytosolic calcium ion concentration. NCBI's taxonomy places the organism in Eukaryota, Metazoa, Chordata, Actinopteri, Cyprinodontiformes, Rivulidae. Gene Ontology annotation, molecular function: thromboxane receptor activity; prostaglandin E receptor activity. Gene Ontology annotation, cellular component: plasma membrane. The coding region runs from base 1 to 1128 and encodes 375 amino acids. The record is from RefSeq and is a predicted model, not a curated record.
AUGUUAGCUGUGAGUCACUUCAACUCCUCUGCCUCCCCCCUCCUCCCUCAGCUGGCUGAUGGCAGUGGAGGUUUGGUGGAAACCAUAGUGACAGGUGUGGGGCAGCUGCAGCAGAAAAACGUUACGUCGGCACAGAGCCAGACCGGCGGCACCAUCGUUGUCGUGCUGUUCAUGUCGCUGGGCAUCUUCUCCAACAUUGUGGCUCUGUUCAUCCUGGUCAAUGCCUACUCUCUGCAGCGUAGGCGAUCCAAAGCUACGUUCCUCUUGUUUGCCACUUCUCUGGUGAUUACAGACUUCUUUGGCCACGUGAUCCCCGGCGCCAUGGUUCUGAGGCUCUACCUCAUUGGAGGCGUGAGCCCUGAGGACUUCAGCUCCUCUGACGGUAUGUGUCAGUUCCUUGGGGGCAGCAUGGUGUUCUUCGGCCUCUGCCCACUCUUCAUGGGCUGCGCCAUGGCCGCAGAGCGAUGCCUGGGCGUCACCAAACCGCUGCUGCACUCGUCCCUGGUCACCAAAACACGGACAAAGUUGUGCCUGUCUGUGAUCUGGCUGGCAGCGCUGUGCGUGGCCCUGCUGCCCUGCUUCCAGCUCGGAUCCUACACCUACCAGGAGCCCAGAACCUGGUGCUUCAUCAAUGUGCUCAGUGACACCAAGGAGGUGGACGUGGCCUUCGUGGCGCUGUUCUCUGGACUCGGGCUGACCUCUCUUGCCGUGGCGCUGGUGUGUAACACCGUCAGCGGACUGACGCUGGUGCUGGCCCGGAUCAGAAGGCAGCCCGGCUCCCAUCACUCAGCCAGGUCUCAUGACAUAGAGAUGGUGGCGCAGCUGGUUGGCAUCAUGGUCACCUCAUGUAUUUGCUGGAGCCCUCUACUGAUCUUUGCUCUGGUGUCGGUGAAAAGACCCAUAGGUGCAAACCCAUCAAACUAUCAGACCCUGAUGCACAUGGGAGUGAGGCUGGCCACAUGGAACCAGAUCCUCGACCCCUGGGUCUACAUCCUGUUGCGCCGCACCGUGCUCGGCAAAAUCUACCUCAUAGUGAAGUGCCAGGCGGGCAUGAGGGGAGGCGUGAUAGGCCGCUGGGAGAAAAGCUCCUUCCCCAGCAUGGACCAGAAGGAAGUCAGCAAAGUGUGA